Molecule: messenger RNA, 3443 nt
Organism: Pocillopora verrucosa
Lineage: Eukaryota; Metazoa; Cnidaria; Anthozoa; Scleractinia; Pocilloporidae
Product: cullin-4A
Biological process (GO): ubiquitin-dependent protein catabolic process; DNA damage response; protein ubiquitination
Cellular component (GO): Cul4-RING E3 ubiquitin ligase complex
Molecular function (GO): ubiquitin protein ligase binding
Source: RefSeq, a predicted model, not a curated record
CAUGAGCUUUGAUAUUUUCUAAUCAGUGUAUUCAAGAUUGUUUAGUAAUUUGCCCAUUUUCUGAACUUUGGGGCCUCGAUAGGCCCAGAGAGGAAUGAAUGCUGCCAAUAACGAAGCAUGCUGACUUAUCUACGGGGUCUAACGCACACGAAAGAGAAACAAACGUGGCGGAAAACGGCGGACCAAGGAAGAAGAGGCGACUGAGCAACACUGUCAAGAACGGAACGUGUAAGGCAAGCCCCGAUCCUCUGCAGAGUGAAUUGAAUUUUCACCCUCACAAGAAACAAAAGACAAUUCUUGUUCCGGGAGGCGUCGAAAACGCUGGUUCCUCGAUGGCUGAGCCGCAGAGAAAGGCGAAUUUUUCUGCUUACGGAAAUCACUUUCACGAGCGCUCUCCUCUUGCAAACAAUUCUGCUAAGCCAGGCCAGGCCAAGAAGCUCGUGAUUAAGAACUUCAAAGCCAAGCCAAAUUUGCCCGAGAACUUCAAGGAAGCAACAUGGCAGAAAUUAAAGGAGGCUGUUCAAGCAAUUCACAAGAAAACAUUUGUCAUUUACAGCUCAGAGGAACUUUAUAAAGCUGUUGAAAACAUGUGCUCCCACAAAAUGGCUGCCACAUUGUAUGACUUGUUAAAGGCAGAGUGUGAGUCACAUGUGAGGUCAAAUCUUCAACAGUUUGUUUGUGAUUCAAUGGAUAGUGAGUUGUACCUGUCAAAACUAAACCACUGUUGGGAAAACCAUUGCAGAGACAUGAUUAUGAUUAGAAGCAUUUUUCUGUAUCUGGACAGGACGUAUGUUCUUCAAAACUCAACAAUAUUAUCCCUGUGGGAUAUGAGUCUGAAUUUGUUUCGUACACACAUCAUGAGUAACAAAACAGUACAAGAGAGGACGGUGGAUGGUUUACUGCAAUUAAUAGAAAAUGAAAGACAUGGUGAAGCAGUUGACAGAACAUUACUUAAAAGCUUGUUGAGAAUGUUAGCCGACUUGCAGAUGUAUGAGGAUGCAUUUGAAACAAAGUUCCUGAAGGCAACAGAAGCUCUUUAUCAUGAGGAGGGAAACAGAUAUAUGCAAGAAACAGAUGUACCAAAGUAUCUUGCUCAUGUGGACAGAAGACUCAAAGAAGAAAAUGACAGACUGCUUCACUACUUAGAUCAGUCUACAAGAAAACCUCUGAUUCCUUGUAUUGAAAAACAGUUGUUAGGCCAACAUUUGACCAGCAUUCUCCAAAAAGGUUUUGACAGCUUGAUGGCAAGUUACAGGCUCGGUGAUCUAGCCCUACUAUAUCAGUUGUUUAGCAGAGUGAAAAGAGGACAAGACGAAUUAUGCAAUGCUUUCAAUGAAUACAUCAAGAAACAAGGAACUAGCAUUGUUCUUGAUCCUGAAAAAGAUAAAAGUAUGGUACAAGAUUUGCUGGAUUUCAAAGAGCAGCUUGACAGCAUCAUAGAAGACGCUUUUAUGAAGAGUGAGAAAUUUGUUAAUGCAAUGAAGGAUGCCUUUGAAGCAUUUAUUAACAAGAGACCGAACAAACCUGCAGAACUAAUAGCAAAAUUUGUUGAUUCCAAGCUAAGAGCAGGAAACAAGGAAGCAACUGAAGAGGAACUUGAAAAACUUUUAGACAGAAUAAUGGUGCUCUUCAGAUUUAUCCAUGGUAAAGAUGUGUUUGAAGCAUUUUACAAGAAAGACCUGGCAAAGAGACUAUUGGUUGGCAAGAGUGCGUCGGUGGAUGCAGAAAAAUCAAUGCUGUCUAAACUGAAACAAGAAUGUGGUGCAGCAUUUACAAGCAAGCUUGAAGGCAUGUUCAAAGACAUGGAGCUUUCCAAGGAUGUGCUGGUUCAUUUUAAACAGUAUCUGCAGCAUCAGGAUCUCCCAGGUAGUGUAGACAUGGUAGUCAGCAUUCUUACCAUGGGUUACUGGCCAACCUACACUCCAAUGGAGGUGCAUCUGCCAUCAGAGAUGGUUGAAUACCAAGAGGCGUUUAAGAAGUUCUACAUUGGAAAACAUGGCGGAAGAAAACUUCAGUGGCAGAACACGUUAGGACAUUGUGUUGUUAAGGCCGACUUUGGUCCUACGGCAGAUGAGAAGAAAGAACUUCAGGUGUCGUUGUUUCAAACUUUGGUGUUGUUGAUGUUCAACACAGGAGAGACUUUUGGCUUUGACGAGAUCAAGCAAGCCACAGGAAUAGAGGAAGGUGAACUAAGACGAACGCUACAAUCCCUUGCUUGUGGUAAAGCGCGUGUUCUUGUCAAGAAACCCAAGGGCCGUGAUGUCGAUGAUGGCGAUACGUUCUUCUUCAACAGCGAGUUCAAGCACAAACUUUGCCGAAUCAAAAUUAAUCAAAUACAACUCAAAGAGACGCAAGAGGAGAAUAUUAACACAACAGAGCGAGUGUUCCAGGAUCGACAAUACCAGAUUGACGCAGCCAUUGUCCGUAUCAUGAAAACUCGCAAGACCCUCAGUCACACGCUCCUGGUGACAGAAUUAUUUAACCAGCUUAAAUUCCCUGUGAAGCCUACAGACCUUAAGAAACGCAUUGAAAGUCUGAUAGAACGUGACUAUAUGGAAAGGGAUAAAGAGUUUCCUAACCAGUACCACUACGUUGCGUGACACAGCGAAACUACCUGUCGUGACACAAGAAUUCUGCAGAUACCUGUCGCACCUCUGGUUGUUCCUGGAUUAGAAAUCUGUUGUAAUUAACUACAGAGCAGUCACGCUUUGCUUCGUGGAAACUUAAUCCUGUGCCUGUAGCAGUUUCAAGCCUUUUCUUGUUUAAUUGGCGUGGCAUUCUUUCAGUACAAAGUUCUGAUGAGGUGUUAUAUCAAUGCGAUUACUUUGUUCCUAUGCAGUGAACUCUGAAAGCAAUUUCCGCCUUCUUCACCCGGUACAAGCGGUAUGAGUAAGGCGUAUAAAGCUUUCUCGUCCACGCGCGUUUCCCGCGAGAGUUAUGCGCCUGUCAUGUGCGUCUUCCGCGCAACUGUCAGUUUUCUUCCCAGCAAAUCGAUUACUCCUGCAAUAUACAGUUUUCUCCAGUGAAUGCAAGAUAGCCACGGUAGGAUAAAAACCCGGGGCAAAUGGCAACGUAUCGGUUGUGUAUAGUUUCUUGACGCGUGACCAUGCAAACUGGCCUGCUUCGUGGAUGGCUCAGGUGUUGGAAAUGAAAGUUACGCAACUUAGUCACGCAAUGUAGUCCGUACUAGAACUCUCUCAGCCAUCGAGUCUGUGUUCAAAUGUUUUGUUGUACAGCGGAAGCAUUGGAGUCACGCGAACGCACUGGUAACGAAUGGUUCUGUCUACCCUGUAUCAGUUAAGAUUUCGCUUUUGUACAAAGGUAUAUAGAGUCUUAAUGUUCUGAGGAAAAGAGAUAAUUUGUCAUAGGGGCCUGUGUAUUUUAGUCGCAAUAGUGUAUCUUUUGUGACCUUUUCGUCUUUUUUUUUUGCUUGGUCAACCUGA